This is a messenger RNA of Uranotaenia lowii, 712 nucleotides long. Its product is annotated as 28S ribosomal protein S23, mitochondrial-like. Gene Ontology annotation, cellular component: mitochondrion; ribosome. NCBI's taxonomy places the organism in Eukaryota, Metazoa, Arthropoda, Insecta, Diptera, Culicidae. Gene Ontology annotation, molecular function: structural constituent of ribosome. The record is from RefSeq and is a predicted model, not a curated record. Bases 148 to 660 code for a protein of 170 amino acids. Gene Ontology annotation, biological process: translation. The transcript is spliced from 3 exons.
GCUCGCGAAACCGGGAGAAUGGAAGACAGAGUAAAAAACAUUGCUCUCGUAACAAAUCCGUUCUGCGAUCAAUGCGAGGAACCACCCCGUAAAUUAGUGUUAAAACUCGGUUAAUUUUGCAUUUUAAGCUUGAUUAAAACCUGAAACAUGGCUCAAAGUCGCUUGGAGAAGAUAGGAACCAUUGUCACCAGAACGGAAGGACUCCUUCGGGCCGGUGCUAUGAAGUGGGAUGAACGACCUUUAUGGUACGAUGUGGUUAAGGCAUUUCCGCCAAAGGAAGAACCCCGCUUUGAUCGUCCUGCCCCAAAUCUUAAGGUUCGGCCAAUUUUCUACGCCGAGGACAAAAUCAGGGCUAAAUACUACAAGCAAAGUUCAGCCCAGUAUAUGGUUAAUAUGGCAGACACGAAAACCAAAACACCCAGCCAACAUUUCGUAGAAAUCUAUCAAAAGCUGGGCACCCAGGGCGCACUGGAUGAGGAAAGAGUUUUCGAAACCGCCCACGAGUUGCUAAGCGAAAGGUUGAAGGAACUAAAACUUGAACGUGUAGCUGUGGGAAAAACGCCGGCACCCAAAGCCUCAUCUAGCUCGCCCGUUAUCUCAUCUACUGAUCCUGUAGAAAAGGGAAAAUUAGUUGAUAUGCAGGAUAUUUUCAAAGAUUGAUUUCUGAGGAAAUAAAACUUAUGAAUUAGUUAUGUUGGAAGUAAUCGUCUUG